Erpetoichthys calabaricus (reedfish) is the source of this 861-nucleotide messenger RNA. RefSeq names its product ribosomal protein L6 (gene rpl6). NCBI's taxonomy places the organism in Eukaryota, Metazoa, Chordata, Cladistia, Polypteriformes, Polypteridae. Gene Ontology annotation, molecular function: structural constituent of ribosome. The transcript has 6 exons. Gene Ontology annotation, cellular component: ribosome. Gene Ontology annotation, biological process: translation. The coding region runs from base 28 to 816 and encodes 262 amino acids. The record is from RefSeq and is a predicted model, not a curated record.
ACAUGUUUUUUAAUUUUUUGUUUGAAGAUGGCCGAGGACAAGAAGGAGGACAAAAAGGUGGUGAAGAAGAAGAGGCAUGCGAGCCGCAACCCUCAGCUGGCUCGUGGGAUCGGGCGAUAUUCUCGGUCCGCGAUGUUUGCCAGGAGGGCCUUGUAUAAGCGCAAGACCCGUGCCCCAGUGACCAAGAUUGAGAAAAAAGUAAAGGAAAAGCCACGCAUGACAGUCACAAAGACUGUUGGGGGAGAUAAAAAUGGAGGGACCCGUGUGGUCAAAGUUCGCAAGAUGCCUCGCUACUACCCCACUGAAGAUGUCCCACGCAAGCUGCUGAGCCAUGGCAAGAAGCCAUUUUGCCAGCACAAGAGAAACCUGCGGUCUUCUAUAACCCCCGGUACAGUUCUCAUUCUUCUUACAGGAAGACACAGAGGCAAGAGGGUGGUUUUCCUGAAACAACUCCAAAGUGGCCUCCUGCUAGUCACUGGUCCUCUGGCUCUAAACAGAGUGCCGUUGCGCAGAGCUCACCAGAAGUUUGUUAUUGCCACCAAAACAAAAAUGGAUAUGUCUGGAAUAAAAAUUCCCAAGACGUUAACUGACUCCUACUUCAAGAAGAAAAAGCUUCGUAGACCCAGGCAUCAGGAAGGAGAGAUUUUUGAUACAGAAAAAGAGAAAUACCAGAUUACUGAGCAGCGGAAGAUUGAUCAGAAGACGGUUGAUUCUAUGGUUCUGACUCAAAUCAAGAAAGUCCCACAGUUGCGUGGUUACCUGAGAUCCACAUUUUGCCUGUCCAAUGGUGUUUACCCACACAAACUUGUCUUCUAAAGCUGUUGUACAAUAUGACAUAUUAAAAUGUGCAUUUGACCUUGA